AACCAAAAAAAAAAUAAAAAAAUUUAGGCGGACAAAAAGAUAAUAAUAAUUCGACCAACUAUUUGCCACCAUUUUCUCCAAAUCUCUUCUCCAUCACUCACCUCCCUUUGUAUUCUCCGUCCACCACCAUCUCGCCGGCCAGGUAGCUGACUGACGUCAUACUCCGACAAGGUGACGUCUUUCUCUACGCCUCCACUAUGUCACAGUUAUGACAAGGUCACGGAACCGUUCACCAACCAGAACAACAACCAUUUCAACUGGCGGCGCCGGCGGCAGAGACGGAGGAGGAGCCACGACGGCGAUGAGGGUGAUAGUACCCUUACAAGGUGUAGUACAAGGUCGGGGUGGUCUUUUCUUAGGUUCAGUAAUACCCUGUGCUCUUUUUUAUUUUUGGCAACUCUACCUAAAACGAAAUCGUUCCUCCGGUGGUGACAAUAACGGCGAAUCUACGGCACCGGCGAGGUCACCGUCGUCGACCCAUUUGCCAGAAGUGUCUUCUGGGUCUGGGUUACAAAGGGUUCAUUCACGUCUGUUAUUGUCACCGAAGGGAACUACUGGGCAAUCUCAGGUAUCUGCUAGAGCUAAUUCGAUUAUUUCUAAACAAAUUGAUAGUAGCCCUUACUAUGUUGGAUUGAAAAGAGCUUCUGAAGACCCUUAUGAUGAGUCGAGUAAUCCAGAUGGUGUUAUUCAGCUAGGAUUAGCAGAAAACAAGUUGUCACUGGAUUUAGUUCAAGAAUGGCUAGCAGAAAAUGUGUCAAGAUGGAUGAUGACUCAAGAUUCGAGUAUAACCGGAAUAGCUACUUAUCAGCCAUUUGACGGGUUAUUGGAGCUGAAAGUGAUUUGCCUGUUGAAGAUGGAAGGCAAUUUUGGCCUCUUUGAAAUAUCAGUUGGCUACCUUUGUCAUCAGGCUGUGGGAGAAUUUAUGUCUCAAGCUCUAGAGAGAUCAGUGUCCUUCAGCCCCUCACAAAUGGUUCUUACCGGUGGUGCAACUCCUGCGCUUGAGAUACUGAGCUUCUGCCUAGCUGAUCCUGGAAAUGCUUUUCUUGUUCCCUCACCAUAUUAUCCUGAUCUUGAUAGGGAUGUCAAGUGGAGAACUGGAGUGGAGAUUAUACCUGUUCCUUGCCGCAGUGCAGACAACUUUAACUUGAGCAUUGAUGCUCUUGACCGAGCUUUUAACCAAGCUAAGAAACGUGGUCUUAAAGUACGAGGGAUUAUCAUUUCUAACCCCUCGAAUCCUGUGGGCAAUAUUUUCUCUAGGGAGACACUUUAUAACCUCUUAGACUUUACAACUGAGAAGAACAUCCAUGUAAUAUCCAAUGAAAUCUUGGCAGGGUCAACUUAUGGAAAUGAAGAAUUUGUCAGCAUGGCAGAGAUAAUUGAUUCCGAAGAUUUUGACAGGAGCAGGGUACACAUUGUGUAUGGUCUCUCUAAGGACCUUUCUCUUCCUGGGUUCAGGGUGGGGGUCAUCUAUUCUUGCAAUGAAAAUGUUCUAGCUGCUGCGAAAAAAUUGACAAGAUUCUCAUCCAUUUCAGCCCCAACACAGCAUUUAAUCAUCCAAAUGCUAUCAGAUGCAAAGUUUGUACAACAAUUUAUCAAAAAGAACAGAGAGAGGCUAAGAAGGAUGUCUUCUCUAUUUGUCAGUGGAUUGAAGCAGCUGGGAAUUGAGUGCACCAGAAGUAGUGGGGGCUUCUAUUGUUGGGCUGACAUGAGCAGGUUAAUUCGGUCGUAUAAUGAGAAGGGUGAGAUUGAGCUUUGGGAUAAUCUACUAAAUGUAGCUAAGAUCAACGCAACUCCUGGUUCUUCCUGCCACUGUGUUGAACCUGGGUGGUUCAGGUUAUGUUUUUCGACAUUAAGUGAGAAGGACAUUUCCGCAGUUAUGCAACGUAUCCAGAAAGUUUUGGAGUUACGUAAGUCUCUGAGUUAAGUUGCUAAUGAUAUGAUCCCUUACAUUAGUCAACCGUGUAAUCAUAGGUCCAAAACUUCUGCAGAGAUUUUAAGGGUCGAGUGUUGUGUGAUUUUAAUGGAUCCAUAAGUUAUCAGUAUCCUGAUAAUGAGGUGAGGAUGCAGCAGCUCUGAGAACUAAAUGCAGAGAAAACAAAAUAAAAAGGCCAAAUUGUAUGCAGAUGAUUCCAGAAGUGUGUUCUUGGUCCUCUCCAACUUUGUCAUUUUCACAAAUGCAUUCCUCCUCCCAGUUUAUGGAUUUUGAAGAUAGGUAAAUUAGCAGUCAAAGUUUAUGCAAGGAAAAACAUAUAGCAUAUAGAAAUGGCUUCAAAUGAAAUCCAUUUCCAAAUUCUUUGUGCAUAGUCAAUAAGUAAGGUCUUAAAUCUUGAUAUUUUCUUAUUAUUUCUCAUUGUUGUAUAGUUACAGGUAGAUGUAUGUACUCAUUAUUUGUUCACAUUCAUUCUUGUGUUGGCACUAGAUAUGUAAUUCGAUAAAUGAAUCAAUUUCUUUCA
Molecule: messenger RNA, 2453 nt
Organism: Solanum lycopersicum (tomato)
Lineage: Eukaryota; Viridiplantae; Streptophyta; Magnoliopsida; Solanales; Solanaceae
Product: probable aminotransferase ACS10
Biological process (GO): biosynthetic process; amino acid metabolic process
Molecular function (GO): aromatic-amino-acid:2-oxoglutarate transaminase activity; L-aspartate:2-oxoglutarate transaminase activity; pyridoxal phosphate binding
Source: RefSeq, a predicted model, not a curated record